CACUAAUCCAGAAUCAAUUGCAGGGAGGCUGAAUGUGGGAGGCGUUGGGAUCGACAGGUCUAGGGUCAAGAAUGGAAUGGCGACAGUUUCAGAAGCUGAGACCGGUGGAGUUACCCAGGUGGUACAGAUGUGCGGUUGGAUCUCGGUUUGGGGUGAAAUGUGGCACCGAGAUUCUGAACAUCUGGGUGCUUUCGGUGCGGAUGCUGCAGGCCAGGGGUACCAUUUCAAACAGUCUGUUUCAGCAUCUUGCAGUUGCCGGGGGAGAGAUUGAAUUGGCUGCUGGGGAAUCGAGCUCCAAACGGACCGAAGACUGUGACUUUCAUUCUCCGAAUACAGUAUUUAGUUGAAGAAAGUCAUUUGCUCCGUUACUGGAUGUCAGAGGGGGUCAGGAUAAUCGUGGAGUGAUCUGCAUAGAUUUCACUUAGAUCUGCAAGGCCAAUUCCUUUGGAGAUUGAGUGUUUGGGAGACCCUGUCAAAUUUCUGGACAAGUUACAGAUACUGCUAUGAGAAGAGAAGAAUUUGCAGUCUGGAAAUUGAAACCAAACAUCGCAUCGUGAUCCGAUGGAGUCACCCAAGUUAUCAGAACCUGAAUCUCAGCAAAUUUUAAACAUGGAAGAAAAAAGUACUAUUCACAGUGGGGAGAAGAGGUUCACGUGCUCUAUAUGUAGAAAAGGCUUCAACCAAUCGACCGGCCUUAAGAACCACAAAUGCAGUGCCACUGGGGAGAAACUGGGGAAAUCCACGGACUGUGAGAAAGGAUUCAGUCACUGCGGUGCGCUGAAAAUUCACCAACGUAGUCACACAGGAGAGAGGCCGUUCAUCUGUUUCAAGUGUGAGAAAGGAUUCACUAAGCUAUCUACCCUGCUCACACACCAGCGAGUUCACACUGAGGAGAGGCCUUUUAAUUGUACAGACUGUGGGAAGUGCUUUAAAAGUUGCAAUGAUCUGACGUCCCAUCAAUGUGUUCAUACUGAGGAGAGGCGGUUCAGCUGUUCUCACUGUGGGGCUGGCUUCAAGCGGUCAUCUCAACUCACUGUACAUGAGCGCAUUCACAGCGAGGAAAGGCCAGCCACUCCCGAAUGUGGGAGUGAACUCACUCAGUCAGAUCAUGUCAAGGAACCCCAGCAGGUUCUCAUUGAGGAGAGACCUUAUAAAUGCCCGAACUGCAGGAAGUGCUUCAAAACUUCAAGCCAUCUGCAGUCUCAUCAACGUGUUCACAAUGAUGAGAGACCUUUUAAAUGUUCAGAGUGCGGGAAGAGCUUUAAAAGUUCCAGGGAACUGAUGGUGCAUCAACGUGUCCACACUGACGAGAGACCAUUCAUGUGCUCUCAUUGUGGAACUGGAUUCAAGAGAUCAUCGCAACUUACGAUACACCAGCGUCUUCACACUGGGGAGAGGUCGUUUAUCUGCUCUGAAUGCGGGCAGGUAUUCGUUCGGUUCUCCACCCUGUUGACACACCAGCGAGUUCAUUCUGGGCCGAGGCCAUUCACCUGCAAGGUGUGUGGGAAGGAAUUCAUUGAGUCAUCCCAACUCAAGGCACACCAGCGCGAUCACACUGAGGAGAGACCUUUCAAAUGUCCAGAUUGUGGCAAGUAUUAUAAAAGUUCCAGGGAACUGAAGUUACAUCAACGUAUUCAUACAGAUAAUCGACCAUUCAGGUGCUCUCACUGUGGGACUGGGUUCAGAUGGUCAUCUCAUCUCGCUGCGCACGAGCGCACUCACACUGGAGAGAGACCGUUCACCUGCUCUGAAUGUGGGAAGGGAUUCACUCAGAAAAUUCACUUGAUGACGCACCAGCGCGUUCACACUGAGGAGAGACCUUUUAAUUGCACAGAUUGUGGAAAGUGCUACAAGAGAUCCUGGGAUCUGAUGCGCCAUCAACGUGUUCACUCUGAGCGACCUUUUAAAUGCCCAGAAUGCAGGAAGUGCUUUAAAAGUUCGGAGGAAUUAAUGCUCCAUCAACAAUGUACACACCAAUGAGAUGCUACUCAGGUGCUUUCACUGCGAGUCUGACUUCAGGCGGCCAUCUCAGCUCUGUACAUCAGUGAGUUCACAAUGGGGAGAGGCCUAUUGAUGUCUGUGUUCUCUAAGUUUCCACUGUUUAGAUUUGAGAUUCUAGAAUUAAGUAUAUCAUGUUUAAACUUGACUAAAAAUUAUGAUCGCUCAGUAGCAAGGUAAUUGUUUUAUACAGUUCCAGCAUAACCUACCUGCUUUUAAUAAAGGCAAUAUGCUACUAAAGGCAAGUAUCCUAUAUGCCUUUCCAAAAACUUAUACCUACCCAUUCUGUGACCUCAAGAGACAAAUGGACAUGCACACUAAGGUUUUUCUCUGAUUUUUGGUGCUUCUCAGGAUCCCACCAUUUAACAUUUAUUCCCUUGUUUGUUCUGCCCAAGUGCAUCCCUUCACCCAUGAAUGAUUAAGUAAAAGGAUAGGAGUGAUACUUGUAAAGAAUGUUGUUGGGAAAAUGGUUUAAGUUGCUGUUUAUGUUCUGGUAUUUCAAUAUUGUCAUAUAAGUCCAGAGCCUUUUUUCUUUUGUGUAAUAAACUUGUGUUGUUUAGUUGAAAGAACAUUGGCAGUGUCGUGUGAAUAUAUUCAGUGUUCGACCACCAUCCUAACUAAACUGCAAAAAUAAAAUGUAUGAUCUAUCAA
Messenger RNA from Chiloscyllium plagiosum (whitespotted bambooshark), 2649 nucleotides. RefSeq lists its product as uncharacterized. Gene Ontology annotation, biological process: regulation of transcription by RNA polymerase II. Gene Ontology annotation, molecular function: DNA-binding transcription activator activity, RNA polymerase II-specific; RNA polymerase II cis-regulatory region sequence-specific DNA binding. The record is from RefSeq and is a predicted model, not a curated record. Gene Ontology annotation, cellular component: nucleus. NCBI's taxonomy places the organism in Eukaryota, Metazoa, Chordata, Chondrichthyes, Orectolobiformes, Hemiscylliidae.